Geosmithia morbida is the source of this 531-nucleotide messenger RNA. Its product is annotated as large subunit ribosomal protein L18Ae. Gene Ontology annotation, molecular function: structural constituent of ribosome. NCBI's taxonomy places the organism in Eukaryota, Fungi, Ascomycota, Sordariomycetes, Hypocreales, Bionectriaceae. Gene Ontology annotation, biological process: translation. Gene Ontology annotation, cellular component: ribosome; cytosolic large ribosomal subunit. The annotation marks the transcript as partial. The transcript is spliced from 5 exons. The record is from RefSeq and is a predicted model, not a curated record.
GACAAAAUGGGCCGUCUUCAAGAAUUCGAGAUCAUCGGGCGCCACCUGCCCACCGAGGCUAACCCCGAGCCCUCGCUCUACCGCAUGACCAUCUUCGCUCCCAACGAGACGGUCGCCAAGUCCCGUUUCUGGUACUUCAUCCGUGGUCUCAAGAAGGUCAAGAAGGCCACUGGUGAGAUUGUCAGCGCCAAGGUGAUCCACGAGAAGCACCCCGAGAAGGUCAAGAACUUUGGCAUCUGGCUCCGCUACGACUCCCGUUCUGGAACCCACAACAUGUACAAGGAGUUCCGUGAGAUGUCGCGCACCGACGCCGCCGAGGCUCUGUACUCUGACAUGGCUGCCCGUCACCGUGCCCGCUUCAGGUCGAUCCACAUUCUCCGCAUUGUCGAGGUUGAGAAGACCGACGACAUCCGCCGCCCCUACAUCCGCCAGGUCAUCGCCAAGGACCUUAAGUUCCCCCUGCCCCACCGCAUCACCAAGCAGAACACCAAGAAGAUCUUCAGCGCUAAGCGUCCCUCGACCUUUGCUUAA